AACGAGCUCAAGUUAUUCUGACAUCCUGAGUUCCGCACAGAUCUCUCGUUACCCGAACAAACCCUUCCCUUAUUCUCUAUAGGCAGCAGCUAAAAUACAAACACACGUUAGGGCAAAAAAAAAAAAAAUACCGCUACCGUUGCUGGUUUGUUUCUCACGAAACAUUGACAACCUCCUCCCCCUCCUCCUCCUUGCUCUGGAAAGAAUUAAACCAAAAAAAUUGUUCUGUUUUAAAUGGCGAGCAGGAAACUUGUUCGAGACUUGGUCCUCUCAAGACAGCCCCUGUUUCUUCACUUCAUAUCCAAGCAGGUUCCAAGCAGCAGAUUACAGGUGGUAUCAAAUUACGGGUGCCCGUAUUCCGGCUACCGUCGAUUUAGCGUCUUCAAUGAGUUUUCCAAGAAAGUUAAAGGAGAAGCUCAAAUAAAUCUAGAAUUUAAACAGUCUGUGAAGGAACUGAAGGAAAAAGCAGAGGAACUGAAAGGGGUGAAAGAAGAGCUCAAAGUAAGAACAAAGCAGACAACUGAGAAGCUGUACAAGCAUGUGGAUUGCGUUUGGACUGAAGCUGAAGCUACUGCGAAAAAGGUUUCUGCCAAUGUUAAAGAAAAAGUUUCAGCUGCCACAGAGGAGGUCAAAGAAACUUUUGGGAUUGGGAAAGAAGAGUCAUCUGAGUCUGCUGGCACGUCGGCUAAAGAUGGUGUUGGUGCUGAAGAAUGUAGAAAGGCCUUUCCUGGUGAAGAAGCAGACAAGCAGACUGGAACCAGUGAUACAGCAGAAACAUUAUUUGGAAAGUUUAAAUCAAGCAUUCCUUCCUCAAAAGUGUCUUCAGCCUUCCAGAAAUUGAAAGAAGCAAGGGUCAGUGAAAUGAUGAAGAAAGGAUAUGAUGUUGUGAAGGAUGAGUUAUAUGGUAAUACCAAUACGAGAAAGCACCUGGAAUAUACCCCUCCUCCUUCCUUCAGCGGUGAAAUAAGUACAAAAACUGACAUUGCUGUUCUACCCUCAAAACAGUCUCGAUGGAGUAAAAAAUGGGAGGCAAUAAGAGAAAAAAUGCAAGGUCAUCCUUUAUUCAAGCAUUUUGCUGGUCUCAGUGAACCUGUUGUGACAAAGGGUCAUGAGAUUGCAGAGGACAUGCGGGACAGAUGGGAGACAAGUGAUAGUCCCAUUGUUCACAAAAUCCAGGAUGUCAGUGAUUCCAUCUUUCAAGAAAGUGACGCUGCAGCAUCAAUCAAGGAAAUACGUCGUCGAGAUCUAUCAUUUUCUUUGAUGGAUUUUGUGGCAGAAGUUCAGGAAGCUAUUAGACCUGUCCUUAAUGCUUAUAUGAAGGGGGAUAUAGAAACUUUGAAGAAAUACUGCACCUCUGAAGUGAUUAAUAGGCGUGAAGCAGAACAUAAGGCAUUUGAGGCCCAUGGUAUAUUCUUUGAUAACAAGAUUUUACAUAUAUCUGAUGUGGAAGUAAGGGAGAUCAAAAUGAUGGGAACCUCUCCGCUAAUCAUUGUGGCGUUCCAGACACAGCAAGUCCAUUGUAUUCGUGAUCAAAAUGGUGCAAUAACAGAAGGGGGUCAGGAUACAAUCCAUACUGUAUACUAUGCAUGGGCUAUGCGACAAGUAGAUCCAGAAGAACUUGGUGGGGGUGCAAUCUACCCAAUAUGGAAGCUAAUGGAAAUGCAACAGCUUGGAGUCCAAUCCCUCAUCUAGUUUUCAUAUUUUCAAGUUACUGAUGGAUGUUGUACAAUUGAAAUUUACUGAAUUUUUUUAUUUUCCA
Molecule: messenger RNA, 1759 nt
Organism: Populus trichocarpa (black cottonwood)
Lineage: Eukaryota; Viridiplantae; Streptophyta; Magnoliopsida; Malpighiales; Salicaceae
Product: mitochondrial import inner membrane translocase subunit TIM44-2
Exons: 14
Coding region: 235-1692 (485 amino acids)
Biological process (GO): protein import into mitochondrial matrix
Cellular component (GO): mitochondrial inner membrane
Molecular function (GO): protein-folding chaperone binding
Source: RefSeq, a predicted model, not a curated record